AACAACCAUUAAUUGGACGCUUUCACCUCGAGAAGGCAAAUCACGCGCAAAGCCACCUCCGCGUCAUCGUCGUCGUCUCCUCUCCUCUCCAAGCAAGCGAGGCGGCCUUGAGAUCUCCUACUCCUCCGCGCCGCCAUGGACGCCGUGGACUCGGUGGUCGACCCGCUCCGGGAGUUCGCCAAGGACAGCAUCCGCCUCGUCAAGCGCUGCCACAAGCCCGACCGCAAGGAGUUCACCAAGGUGGCGGCGCGGACGGCGAUCGGCUUCGUCGUCAUGGGCUUCGUCGGCUUCUUCGUCAAGCUCAUCUUCAUCCCCAUCAACAACAUCAUCGUCGGGUCAGGCUGAUCCGGUCCCGGCAGGUGAGGGGCUGCAGGACCUGGCAAUGGCAACAAUACCUUGGAAGCAGUUUUCAGCCCUAUAUCGUAAACAAUCAUUUAGGCUUUCUUUUUGUUAAGGACUGCUCCCCCUGUUUUGUCUCGAAAGAUUGUAUUGGUACCCUUGAAACUCCUUUUGUAACCUGAUACUGAUUAGGCAUUGGUGAGCUAACAGGUGACAAAAUCCAAUGGUUACAGUUUCCCUCA
This is a messenger RNA of Panicum virgatum (switchgrass), 581 nucleotides long. RefSeq names its product protein transport protein Sec61 subunit gamma. The coding region runs from base 136 to 345 and encodes 69 amino acids. Gene Ontology annotation, cellular component: Ssh1 translocon complex; membrane. Gene Ontology annotation, molecular function: transmembrane protein transporter activity. The record is from RefSeq and is a predicted model, not a curated record. NCBI's taxonomy places the organism in Eukaryota, Viridiplantae, Streptophyta, Magnoliopsida, Poales, Poaceae. The transcript is spliced from 3 exons. Gene Ontology annotation, biological process: post-translational protein targeting to membrane, translocation; protein targeting.